AUGACAAACAAGCCACAAUACGACACCAUCCAACGCCCUUACGAUUACGUCCGGGGCGCAUCCAUCGCCUUCAUCGAGCGCGAAAACGUACAAGAAAAAGUCAAACCAUUCAUCAAAAACGCACGCAUUCUCGAGCUCGCCUGCGGAACAGGUUUCUACACCUACAGUUUCCUCGACUGGGGAGCCAGCUCUGUACUCGGUGUGGAUGUCUCCUCCGCCAUGCUGAACGAAGCACGUCGUCAGGGGAAACAAGUCUCUUUCAUACAAGCCGACUGUUCCAUUCCCCAGAUCUACGACGGUGGAAACUUUGAUAUCGUCUUCGCUGCUUGGCUUCUUAAUUAUGCUCCUGGUCGUGCUGGGCUCGUCGAUAUGUUCCGCAAUGUGACGAUGAAUCUUAGAGAUGGAGGAAGAUUUGUUGCUAUCACCUGUCCGCCUUCGUCGAACCCGAUUGAGUCUUUGAAUGCGGAGGUUAGUGCCCGUCCGAUGCCUGCUGGCUCGGGGUACUUGAUCUAUAAACAUAUCGAGGAUGUCGAGGAUGGGAUUUAUUUCCAGGUACAUGGUGAGACGCCUUUGGGAGAAUUGGACUUCUAUAAUUACCACCUGAAGAGGGAGAUUUAUGAGCAGGCUGCGAGGGAAGCGGGAUUGCAGAUACGGGAAUGGGAUUUUACGAAGGUCCCUGAGAAGUAUUUGAAAGGGGAAGGUCCUGGUGGUGCGAGUUUGAUGGAGUUGGAAAUUUAUCAGACGAUUCCUAAUUAUGGAGUACUAGUCAUUUCCAAAUAG
Messenger RNA from Hymenoscyphus albidus, 780 nucleotides. NCBI's taxonomy places the organism in Eukaryota, Fungi, Ascomycota, Leotiomycetes, Helotiales, Helotiaceae. The record is from the annotation of a GenBank genome assembly.